This is a messenger RNA of Plasmodium coatneyi, 2631 nucleotides long. RefSeq lists its product as uncharacterized. The coding region runs from base 1 to 2631 and encodes 876 amino acids. Gene Ontology annotation, biological process: pseudouridine synthesis. Gene Ontology annotation, molecular function: RNA binding; pseudouridine synthase activity. Gene Ontology annotation, cellular component: nucleus. The record is from RefSeq and is a predicted model, not a curated record. Lineage: Eukaryota; Apicomplexa; Aconoidasida; Haemosporida; Plasmodiidae. The transcript has a single exon.
AUGAUGUCUCUGGGGUGGCACACAACCAAGUUGCUGUCGAGGAGCAGAAAAAAUGUAACUUUACCUUUAGGAAGAAAAUGGAACUUCACAAAGGAGGUGCGUCAUUUUGCAGCUAGCUAUUUGCUAGAAGAGGACGUCGGGAUCAACCAUUUUAUGAGCGACUUUUUAGGUGAAAAUGGAUUCGAUGGGGAAGAAGAAAAAAAGGACCUGGUGUGUAUCUUUAAAUAUAAAUGUGAAGAUUUUCACGUGUAUGAAAUUGGGAAAGAUAAAAAUGUUCUAAAUUUGAGCUAUGUUAGGGAGAGGGUAAAAUGUGAGCGUGGGAUUGACCACCCCAAUGGCGAAGCGAGAGACAGCCUCGAAAAGGUCGAUGGCGGUGAUCAGACUAAACGGAAGCAGAAAAUAACUGUCAAAAAACCUGCCUGGGUGCAAGAGCGGAGAGACCACGAUGGGUGCUACAGUUCGCCACAACCAGAUGGGGAUUUUUUUGUGAACACCCCAGAGGAGAAAAACGAAUGGAUAAGUUUUAUUCUGUAUAAGGUGAACAAGGACACACAGGAAGCCAUCAGAGAAAUUAGCAAAAGUACCAACAUCCCGAUAAAAGAUUUUUACUACGCAGGUUUUAAGGAUAAGAGAAGUGUGUCCACGCAAAUCAUUUCCACUAGCAUGAUGCACAUUCAUAAAAUAAGGAACCUGAUGAGGAAUGGGCACACAAAUAAUGGAAAAAUGAAGAAGAUACAAAUUUGUAGCCUCGAAAAAGUACACAAAAGAGUGGAAUUAGGCGCACAUAGUGGGAAUAGAUUUGUGGUAGUUUUGAGAAAUGUACAAAGACAUGAGGAUUAUUUAAGGCAUAAAUUGGAGCAGAUUAAAAAACAUGGGUUUAUAAAUUAUUUUGGAAUGCAAAGAUUUGGAGUGUAUAAAAAUACCUUCAAUAAAGGGAAGGCGUUAAUACGCAGGGAUUAUAAGGAAUACAUAGGGCAUGUCUUAGAUCCUCUCAUUUUUGAAAAUAAAAGAUUUUAUGGAAAUGUUACAAAAGAUAAUCUGACUAUUUUUUUGAAAAAUGCAUGCGAUAUAUAUCAUAAGAAAAACGCCACCUUUGCUUUUCGUUAUUUGUCUCACAAAACGAAUAAGUUGCUCCGAAGGGGGGACGCAAUUCCACGUGAUGAAUUGGGCAACCCAACUAACGUGAACAAGCACCUCUUUUCGUAUCUGACCAAUUCGGAGUACGAGGCGUACAUCCUCCUUCGGAAUUUGUACAUGUGCGAGAGGAACAGCCGCGGUGAUAGCGGCGAUGGCAAUCUCACCUACCGGAUUGAUGGACGAAGCAAGGCGGAUGAACCCGCUGAAACGGAGAAUCAGAAACGUUUGGUCGACAAUGCACAGAAUGAACGCGACAGAAAGCACACUAACUUGCCCGAGGGAGAAACCCAUUUUUACAAGAACGAGAAGACAUGCGUUAAGGGGGUAAGCAUGGAGACAAGAAGAUUUCACAUGCACUCUUACAGCGCGAAGAUUUUCAACAUGUUAACCUCGUACCGGUUGGAAAAUUUCGGUGCUGCACCUGGAAAGGGGGACUAUGUUUUUGUGAAGGAGAUGCAGUCGGAAGGGGGGGAAGCAAAAGCGCAGCAUAAUUACAUAACUGUGUUGUAUGGUAAGGAGGAAAGCGGCGAAAUGGAUAGCAGGGAUACCCAAUUGGACGGUGCAAGCAUCUAUAAUGUCGUCUUGCCCGUCCUGGGGAGCAUGCCCCCCAGGCUAUCCUACCUAAACGUCUUCAAAAGGUUAUACAGAAAGUAUAGGGGAAGCCAAGUAAGACUCGUUUUCUUAGAAAUAUUACUCUACCUGAUGUAUACCCUUCACGAAGAUAAGCUGUUCAGGGUGCAUGACGAUAAGGUAGUAACAGCGUUCCUACAGCAUUUGAUAAAAAAAGAUGAAAAGAAAAAUGUUAACCAGUCCAUUCGGAUAGCUAGCGAUAAUAUAUUAAGUAAUUCCAUUCCGAUUAAACAAGUCUUACAUACAAUAAAAAAGUUUGACACUUACGUCAAUUCGUUUGAAUACGAGUAUGGAAUGACUUGCGUUUUUAGAAACAUAGUCACGCGGCCAGCAAAUAUGUAUUUCUGCUUUUGUCAGUAUAAGGAGCCGAAGAGGAAAUUCCUCUCCGAUUUGUAUGCCGCGUCUAAUUUUGGGAAAAAUGAAAAUUCAAAAGGGAAAGUACAUGCCCAUCUGUGUAACGAAAUAUCUGCACGUGGUGAUCAAGCUGAACAGACAAACAGGGAUAAGGAAGGGAGGUAUUCACAUAAUGUGGCUGCAAGUGGGCAUAACAAUACUUCCCCAGAAGAGAAAAAGGAAAAUAGGAGCAGUGAACAAUUUCAAAGUGAUACAAGCAGUCAUAGAAACAGUAAAGAGAAAAUGACAAAAUGCGAGGGAAAUUUGAGUGCCCUGAUAUUAAGCUUUAGCUUGAACUCCUCCUCCUAUGCCACCAUGUUGGUGCGGGAGUUGUACGGAAAACACAAUGAGCUGUUGGUUUACAAUUUGAUUAAAAAUUGUGAGAAGUAUGAUGAAGAAGUUGGAAUGUUGGGUGAGAUGGGAAAAGACAACGGAAUGGAAAAUCAACUAGGGAAGACGAAAAUAUGGUAG